AUGAAUAAAUCGUUUUUGCUACGAAAGUACUUCUUCUCUGUUGAUUUUAACUUCUGCUUAAUACUUUCUUUGUAUCAGUAUUCCUAUACCAUUUUGAUAGCAUUCAAAUAUCGAUCCGUGUUUAACGCCUUCCCGUACUUCAAUGUGGUUCAAUCGACAGUUUUCGAAGACGCAUUUUAUACCGAUAAACACUUGGUGGUGUGUGCUCCAACUGGAUCAGGAAAAACAGUUAUUUUCGAACUGUGCAUAGUGAGACUGCUCAUACUUGUUUCAGACUUAGGAAAUGCUCUCUCCAGAUAUAAAGUCGUUUACAUGGCGCCCGUGAAGAGCCUCUGCCACGAGCGUUUUGAAGACUGGCGGCAGAAGUUUGAGUGUCUGGGAGCAUCGUGCAUGCAGCUCACGGGAGAUACCGAGAAUGAAGACUACUUUGAGUUGCAAAAGUACACCAUCAUCCUCACCACGCCUGAAAAGUGGGACAGUAUAACAAGACUAUGGAAAAACAACAAAAACCUCGUACAGACAGUCAAGUUGCUUCUCAUAGAUGAGAUUCACCUUUUGAAUGAAGAGGAGCGUGGUGCCACCAUGGAAGCUGCUCUCAGCCGGAUGAAAACCAUCCAAAACGUCUUGCUCGGCGAGGCAAGGGGAAAACCAGGCGCCCAAGAACCCUCUCUGAGGUUCGUUGCCGUCUCCGCCACAUUUCCGAACGCCGAAGAUGUAACUGAAUGGCUUGGAAUGGACAACUGUAAAGGAGUGGCUUACAAAAUGAAUGACAAUUUGAGACCAGUUCAUUUAAGAAAGGUCGUUCUGGGUUACCCAUGCUCUGACACGCUUUCCGAAUUUCGCUUUGAUCUGAACCUUUCUUAUAAACUAGGACAUGUGAUCCAAAGUUAUUCUGAAGGAAAACCGACGCUUGUGUUUUGCGCCACUAGGAAGAGCGUUAUCCAGACUGCCUGCAUCCUGGCUAAGUCAACCCAUUUCGUUAAUAAUGCAGCACACAAGCAACAAUUAAUAGAUGUUGCCAACUCAAUGCAUGAUACUAAGCUCAGAGAAUGCCUACUGAACGGCAUCGGAUUUCAUCAUGCGGGUCUCAGCGUUUCCGAUCGACGAAUGAUUGAAGAAAUGUUUGUCUCAGCUCGGUUGCAUGUCCUUAUAUCUACAAGUACUCUGGCUAUGGGUGUCAACUUCCCCGCUCAUUUGGUUGUGAUCAAAUCGACGGCGCAAUAUGCCGCAGGAAGCUAUAAGGAAUAUUCGGAAACGCAAUUGCUGCAAAUGAUUGGUAGGGCGGGAAGACCACAGUUUGAUUCCAGCGCAACCGCAGUGAUAAUGACAAAGAACAAAUUGAAGGAAAAAUAUGAAAAUUUGGUGUCUGGAAAACAACUUAUUGAAAGCAGCUUGCAUAAGCAUAUUGUAGAGCAUUUGAAUGCAGAGAUUGUUUUGGGAACCAUUACAGAUACUUCAAUAGCUAUGGAAUGGUUGAAAGCCACCUAUCUUUAUCAAAGAGUUUUCAAGAAUCCUAAACAUUACGGAAUCAAUAUGGAAUUAUCCAAAGGAAAAAUCGAAAGGAAACUUCAAGAUAUGUGCCUCAAAGAGUUGAAUGGUUUAAGGAAAUACAAACUUAUUUACAUGGACGAUGACAGCUUCGAUCUUCGACCAACUGAUACUGGAAAGCUAAUGGCUAGAUAUUAUCUUGCCUUUGAAACUAUGAAGAGUUUCUCUACUUUAACUGGAAAUGAAAAUUUGCCCGAAUUGCUCGCUUUGGUUUCUUCUAGUAAAGAAUUCGAGGAUAUUCAGCUCAGAGUGAACGAGAAAAAAUUCUUGAAUGAUCUUAACAAAAGUAAAACGACAUCGAUACGGUUUCCUCUUCAAGGAAAAAUCAAAACAAGAGCAAUGAAAAUCAAUUGUUUGACUCAAGCAACGUUUGGAUGUUUGCCUAUUUCGGAGCCUGCUUUUAACCAAGACAUAGCCAAAAUAUUCAGAAGUGGAAUACGAGUCGCUCAAUGUUUGGCAGAAUAUCUGACAUUUGAUACCAAAGGUUUUUCGAUUCUAUACAAUGCCGUUCUGCUAGCUAAGUGUUUCAAGGCUCGAUUGUGGGAAAACUCCAAGCACGUGGCCAGACAACUCGACAAAAUAGGUGUUACAUUGUCCACUGUACUAGUCAACGCAGGUAUUAGUUCUUUUGAAAGUUUGGCGAACACAAAUCCCAGGGAACUCGAGCUGAUCCUGAACCGGAAUCCUCCUUUUGGUUCCAUUUUGAUUGAUAACGUUAAACAUUUACCUAAUUAUGGAAUCGAAGCUGAACAGAGUUUCAGUAACAAAAGUGCUUGUGCUUCCAUUUGCAUCAACGUAUUCAUCCGUAACAGAGAUGACUUGCUGGAAAGAAGAACCACUUACGACCACCAUGGAUGCACUUUGUUGGUAGGCAACGAGGACAACAAUAUCAUACUGAUUAAGAAAAUCAAAGAUUUCCAGCUGCUCGAGAUGGGUCUGUGGUCCAAGAGGCUGGAAGUCCCCAGAGCCCAAAAAGGCGACAAUCUGCAUAUUCAUUGGAUUAGUGAUUCUUAUGUGGGCUUGGAUGUUCACAAAUCCUUCGUGAUUCAGUAUGAUGCUAAGAACUUGCACGUCAUAACUAAAGAAACCGACAAUAAAAUCCUCAGAAAUAUUCACCAAGUUGAUAAUUCCACGAAUGAGAACCAAAGAGCUUGUUAUCAUAAAUGCCUGAAUAAAAUAGCUUGUGGCCAUUUCUGUUGCAAAACUGGAGUUCAAGUGCAUACCACUGUUCCUAAAAAAACUAAAGUUGAGAACUUCAUGGAUCAGCUGCACAACAAGAUGAACGCAUUUCCAUCGAAAAAAGUCAAGUUAGAAAGUGAAACAAAAGAAAAGUUCCUUGAAACAACUUCUAAUAGUCUUUGUAAGCAACUCCCAGAAGAAUGUUUAACCCCCUCCUUAGAUGAAGAAUGGCUUGAAGAAAUGAUUAUGGAUGAAGACAUCACAGAAGAUGUACCUGCAGAAGAAAAUAAUGAUUUAGAAACAAUUUCUUUUGAUUUAAAUCUUGAUGGAAUGACAAAUGAAGAUAUGUUAUCAAAUGAUACAGAAAAUGUAGAUGAGAAACAGAAUGAAUCAACAACACCAGCAGUAUCAAGUUUAAAUAUGAAUGCACAACCUGCAAUCGAGCAAAGAGAAGUCUGGCCAAAGGAGAAAUGGAUAGAUCCAGUAGCAGCAGGAGAACUUUUAGAAUAUUGUGUAAAUUUCCUAUCUGGAAAAUGUGAAUAA
Messenger RNA from Argiope bruennichi, 3270 nucleotides. Its product is annotated as probable ATP-dependent DNA helicase HFM1. Gene Ontology annotation, molecular function: ATP binding; nucleic acid binding. NCBI's taxonomy places the organism in Eukaryota, Metazoa, Arthropoda, Arachnida, Araneae, Araneidae. The record is from RefSeq and is a predicted model, not a curated record. The transcript has 32 exons. The coding region runs from base 1 to 3270 and encodes 1089 amino acids.